This is a messenger RNA of Epinephelus lanceolatus (giant grouper), 2837 nucleotides long. RefSeq names its product solute carrier family 6 member 7 (gene slc6a7). Lineage: Eukaryota; Metazoa; Chordata; Actinopteri; Perciformes; Serranidae. Gene Ontology annotation, cellular component: plasma membrane. Gene Ontology annotation, molecular function: amino acid:sodium symporter activity. Gene Ontology annotation, biological process: sodium ion transmembrane transport; nitrogen compound transport; amino acid import across plasma membrane. The record is from RefSeq and is a predicted model, not a curated record.
AGGAGGAGGAGGUGUCUGAUGCGCCCUGCCUCCCUGCCCUUCACCUCACCGCCCACCGGCUUGUUUCCUCGUCGUCAUCGCUGAUGUCUCCCUGCCGUGUCAACACCGACCGACUGUACCUCUUCAACUGCCACUCAAAAGACAGCAACAUGGCGUACCUCCAGGAGGACAUUCCCGUGUAAAAUGUGGAUUAACGAGCGACAGAUAACACAGUGAAGCAGCACCUGUGCGCCGCAGCGGGGGAAAUGCAGGACGACAGCGGCAAAGCAGCACUCGGGAGCCCCGCUGUAGCAAGUGCACCCACAGCGCAGAAUUCAGUACACUUGAACGGGCAUGCCGUUACUCAGAAUGGCCACAACUCAACUACGCCUGCACCACAACCACACUUAGACUCCCAAGCCUCGAGUCGUGCACCCUCUCCAACUCCGGUAAUCCAGAGGGAGCAGUGGGGAGGGAAGUAUGAGUUCCUGCUCUCCUGUAUCGGAUACUGUGUGGGACUGGGGAACGUGUGGCGGUUCCCGUACCUUUGUUAUCGCAAUGGAGGAGGUGUGUUUCUCAUCCCGUACUUCAUUAUGCUCUUUGUUACGGGCGUUCCACUCUUCCUCAUGGAGCUAAGCUUAGGCCAGUACGGAGCAGCUGGCCCCAUCACAGUGUGGAAAUGCUGCCCUCUGCUCAAAGGUAUUGGCAUCGGGAUGAUCUGUGUGUCCACACUGGUGUGUCUCUACUAUAACGUCAUCAUAGCAUGGACAUUUUACUACCUGGGCAGCUCGUUCCAGAGCCCUCUGCCCUGGUCCUGUGAUGCUAUAGCCAACGCAGCUCUCUGUGGAAACGGCACCACUGGCAACAACUCCACCGGUAGAGGCCUCAGCCCCACAGAAAUAUUCUGGAAUGAGCGUGUGCUGGGUGUAGUAUACAGUGAGGGCCUCCACGACCCAGGCCCUGUCCGGUGGCCCUUGGCUCUGUGCCUCCUGGCUGCCUGGAUCAUCAUCUUCCUUUGUAUGCUCAAGGGCAUCCGCAGCUCUGGCAAGGUGGUUUAUGUAACAGCUACCUUCCCAUAUUUUGUGCUGAUUGUUUUAAUCAUAAGAGGUGCCACACUGGAAGGCUCUCUUCAGGGCAUUGCUUUCUACCUCACACCAGACUGGAGCCGAUUAUCUAAUGCUCAGGUGUGGAAUGAUGCAGCCUCACAGAUCUUCUACUCCUUAGGUAUUGGAGUUGGAGGGCUGCUCUCUAUGGCCUCUUACAAUAAGUUUGACAACAAUGUCAUCAGGGACACUUUGAUUAUCACCACAGGAAACUGCAGCACCAGCUUCUUUGCUGGAUUUGCUAUAUUCUCAAUCCUGGGUCACAUGGCGUGGAAGAAGGGGGUGCCUGUCGGAGAGGUGGCAGAUACAGGUCCUGGGUUAGCCUUCGUUGCUUACCCAGAGGCCCUUGCUCUGCUGCCAGGCUCUGUGUUCUGGUCCAUUAUGUUCUUCCUCAUGCUCUUUAUGCUGGGGAUCGAUACACUGUUUGGAAACAUGGAGGGCAUCGUCACGGCCGUGCUGGAUGAGUUUCCACAUCUCAGAGCGAACUCACUGCAAAAGUCCUUGUUCUUGGGCAUUCUGUGUUUUUGCUUCUACCUGAUGGGUCUCCUGUUGGUGACUAAUGGAGGGAUUUACUGGUUCACUCUCAUUGACUCCUUCAGCACUAGCUUUGGCCUCAUCAUCAUCACCCUCUUCAUGUGCAUUGGCAUCUCCUUCUUCUACGGAGUCAACCAGUUUUGUCAGGACAUCAUUGAUAUGAUCCGCCACUGCCCCCCCUGGUGCACCAAAGUGCUGCUUUACUUCAAAGCAUGCUGGGUUUUCUGCACUCCGUUUCUUCUGCUGUUCAUCCUGACCUACAUCUUCAUCGAGAUGUACAGAACUUCACUCCGCUACGGCUCCUAUGUGUAUCCACUGUGGGGGAAAGCGUUGGGCGUGUGCAUGGGCGCUACCUGCUGUCUGCAGAUCCUCAUCUGGGCCAUCGUGGCCAUCAGCAGGGAAACCGGAACACUGAAAGACCGUUUCCAAAAAACGAUUCGACCUCUGAAUUCCUGGAGGGUAAACAACUUGAACAGCACCGGGAGAGUCGAGGAGCGUGUGGAGCCCGAGAGGGUGGAGGCUCCGUUCACCGUCACGCUCACAGACAUGGACUUCACAGCAAUGACAUGGGAGAUGGGAAGCCAGGCGUGACAGCGUGGAGAGCAGGGAUGAACACUUAGUGAUAAACAACCUGUGUUGUCAAGAGACAGAGGAAUUUAUUAUUAUUGUUAUGUACGUUCGCCCCAGCUAGGCUCUGGUGGCUGUGUCUGAACAGACUGUGUGUCCUGCAGGGCAGAGUGGAUUAUUGCUUUAUUUAUAUCAUUACGGAUAUUUGAAUUGUACUUUUUAACUUUUUUUUUACACUGUGUAGAAUGUAAGGUUAACAGCUGUAAAGUUUAUAUCAUCUUCAUCCAGGAUAACAUAAUGGGACCCUACCAGGACAUCUGGAUGUUGAUGAUCAAGCAGGACAUCUGCCGAUCUUAUUUAUUAUCACAGUAGCAUAGUACAAUUAAUUUUCCCGGACAGCAGUCAACACCAGCUUAAGAUCCGGAUUGCAUUCAUCAUGUACAACAAAAGAGGGACAAAAAAAGUGCAGUGACUCUUGACCGUUACCUUCAACGUGCACAGAUGGACCUGGAGUGGUGACCACAAAUCAUUGGCCUGCAGUAAUAAACGAGUCAGGAAUACUUUUAAUCCAUUUUACUUUUUAAAACAAACAACUGCUAGAAUCACUGCUAGAGUAAAUAAAUUCAUUAAAAAAAAAUGAACUUGCCAAAUGAA